Molecule: messenger RNA, 2223 nt
Organism: Cimex lectularius (bed bug)
Lineage: Eukaryota; Metazoa; Arthropoda; Insecta; Hemiptera; Cimicidae
Gene: Acsf2
Product: acyl-CoA synthetase family member 2, mitochondrial
Exons: 13
Coding region: 16-1845 (609 amino acids)
Biological process (GO): fatty acid metabolic process
Molecular function (GO): medium-chain fatty acid-CoA ligase activity
Source: RefSeq, a predicted model, not a curated record
UUAUUUGUGGAGGGGAUGAAUGCAGUCAUUCGGUCUCGCAGGCCAGAAAGAAUCCGAUUCACAGCGAGACUGGACGAGGCGAUGGUCAAGCAAAUUCGAAGCUCUUUCACGGCCAUCGUCACCUUUACAAGAAGGUGCUUCAGUUCUCUGUCAUAUUACCAUUAUGAGGGAAGUGAGCCGUUGAGGCCGUUAACAAUUGGCCAAUUAUUGGACAAUGCUGCUGAAAAAUGGCCGGACCGGAUAGCUGUGUCGUCCAAACAUGAAAAUGUCACUUUAACGUAUUCUCAGCUGCGAGACAAGGCUAAUCAACUAGCAGCAAGCUUUCUGAAGCUGGGAUUAAAGCCGGGAGACAGGAUCGGAGCAUUGGGGACGAAUUCAAUCAAUUGGUUUCUCACACUUCAUGCAGCAGCAAAAGCUGGACUCAUUUUGGCUGGCAUAAAUCCUCUCUACAGGCCGAAUGAACUGAAGUAUACUUUUAAUAAAGCAGGCCUGCGUGCUGUCGUUACCGAUGUGUCUUUCAAAUCACAAAACUUCUACAAGAUGCUUUCUGAAAUUUCGCCUUCUAUCGCACAGACGCCACCGGCCUGCCAGUUGAAAACAGCUCAACUGCCCGAACUCGAAUUUUUGAUUGUCAAUUCGGAUGAACAACUUCCCGGAACUUACAGAUUUAAAGAUGUGGAAGGAUUGGCGGAUAAUUUAGACCAAUUUUACCAAGUCAGUAGAAACAUUCAGCCAGACGAAGCUGGAAAUAUUCAGUACACAUCGGGCACAACAGGCUAUCCGAAGGCUGCAACUCUUACCCAUUUCGGUAUGGUAAACAAUGCUCAUUUCUUUGGUAAACGAUGCGGACUUCAUGAACAGCAUCAUAUAGUGUGCCUUCAAGUUCCUCUUUUCCAUGUUUUUGGAUCUGUACUUGGGGUAGUCACAGCAACUGAUUUUGGUUCAACGUUAAUAUUCCCUGGUCCACAUUUCUCAGCGAAUUACACAAUACAGACUCUUAAAACAGAAAGGUGUACUGCAAUAUACGGAACACCAACAAUGUACACUGAUGUGUGCAGAAGCAUUAAAGAAAUGUUGGAAGGCAGCGCCGAUUUGCAGAAAGGCUUAAAAAACUUUUCAGUCGCCGUGAGUGGCGGAGCUCUCUGUACUCCGCAGCUUUUCAAGGAUAUAUCAUAUUGUUUCAAUACAAAAAACAUCCAGUCAGCUUAUGGCAUGUCAGAAAUGAGCCCGAUAACGUUCACCAAUACUUACAAUGACACAUUCGAACAAAGAACGGAAACGGUCGGCAAAGUGGCAGAACACACUGAGGUCAAGGUUGUGGACUCAAAUGGUAAGAUGGUACCGUUUGGAACCCCAGGCGAAGUUUGGUUCCGUAGCUAUUCCUUGAUGCUCGGAUACUGGAGGGACGAGGAGAAAACCAAAGAAAACAUCACACCUUGUCGAUGGAUGAAAUCAGGAGACCUCAUGAUAUUGACCGAAAACGGAUACGGGAGAGUAGUCGGCCGGAUUAAAGAUAUCAUAAUCAAAAGCGGAGAAAAUAUAGUGCCUCUUGAAAUAGAGCAGUACCUUCAGAAACACCCUAAAAUUCUAGAAGCGCAGGUGUACGGCUGUUACGAUGAGCGUCUCGGAGAAGAUGUCUGUGCAAGUAUUCAGCUUCAUCGUGGCAGCACGAUGACAGUGCAGGAGGUGAAAGACUUCUGUAAAGACAAGAUUGCAAAAUACAAGAUUCCAACGCACAUUCGAUUCGUCGACAAUUUCCCAAAAACGGCCUCGGGGAAAAUUAAGAAAAACGAACUCAAAGAUAUGAUAAAUAAGGAAUUAUCAGAGAAAAAAGUGAGAAGAUAAGGGAUAAUUAAACAUCCUAAUUAAUCAAUUAUAUAUUUUUUGACCAAUGUAACCAAUUUAGCGUGUUCAAAUUCCAGAUUUUUCUUUCUAAAAAAUAUAAUUUCAUAAGAUUAUAUAUUUAUUAAAAGUUUGGUCAGAUAAUAACGUUUUUAUAAGUGAGAUCAUAAAACAAUAAAAUAUAUGAUCCUAUGUGAUAAUGUUUACAAAGUGGAUAAUCCAUUCAAAUUACUCCAGGCAAUCAGUAUUUGUUUUUAUUUACAUAUUAUAUUGAAUGUAUUAAAAAUUGAAAAAGAUAUAUCACAUGUGUAUAAUAUAACAAAUUUAAUUCAUAAUUGAAAUCAAUUGUAUUUUAUUAAAACUUAAUAAAUUAUGUGACAU